GGUUAUCCAUCUCAGGUAGGAAAUACCGGCGACCCUUGUUGCAACAGAAAGUAGAUUAUAUCAGCACGUCGUUCCCGACAUUUUGACAACCUCCGGAUUCGUGACAAAACUGUAGGCCAAAGUGACGAUGGAAUGGUUUUAAUGCCGCCCUUGUUUUCAUUCUCAUAUGUCUUGGCUGGGUUUUGCAGUAGGUGACCUCUACCACUCCAGUUUAAAUCAGCAUAGUAUCGAAUCAUUUUGUAGUCGGCGAGGUUCGAAUCGCAAACUACAUAUCGAAGGACGGUAUUUUCUCUCAUGGCGCUUGCGAGACGUCUGGAAACAUUAUCAUCAAGAGCUGCGGCAGGUGUUCCCUCUAUCCGCAAGCUUUGGAGUACCUUCAUGAAUGGGAUUUUGGAAGACAAGAUGUUCAGUGCGGAAUUAGAAAUGUUGUUAUGGCUCAAAUCGAUGCGCUUGAUCGAGGUAUUGUGGGUCAGGGCGGCAGCCAAACAGGCCAUAUCGUAAUCCGAAGAUAGAUUAUUCGAUUGUAAGUUCAAUGAUUCUAAGGUUGAGGUGCGUCCCAAUGCUCCGACUAAAAGAAAGGUGUUCAUGGAUUCAUUGCGGUCCAUUCGUUGAGAAGAAACAUCAAUAGCUUUGAUUUGCGUACUGUCUACCAGCGAAGCCAGAGCUUGCAUUCCAUCGUCUAAACACUUGUUGCAGGAAAAAUCGACUCGUUCCAAUUCAGAAUUAUCUUUCAAACUACGAAUCAAGCAAGCGACAUUCCGGUCUUCCAGUGGCUGUCCGUUCGGCUCGUAGCAAAAAGCCAAUCGAACGUCGCGCAAGGUUCCUUUCAUUCGUCGCAAGCCUUCAGCUAAGAUACGCAGCGCACUGCUCUCUGCAAACCUGCAAUGCUCGAUGCACAAUCUCGAAAGCGUACGGCUCCCACUCAUGCCUUGCUCUAGAGAUCUUGCAGCCUCCGCUGUCAGAGUAAAAAACCCACCGUUCGACCCGAUGUUGAGCUCCAACUCAUGAAGAUUCGCACUGGUGAGCAAUCCCACACCGAGUGAGUGUGCAAGGGGUUCAAAUGGUAUGGAAGGAGGAUAGUCCAAUAGUAUAGCGACUACUUUUGGCAUAGCGACUGUGAACACCACUGUGAGAAUGAUGUCUACGCGACCCUUGCAUUUGUCAAGCACAAGCUCCUCAACGCUGGUUUCGUUCUUGCGAAGAAUCUUGACUAUCGUAGCCGCCGUUGUGGUGCUCAAAUGACAGCCCCUGAGAAUUAUCCUUUUCUUUGAGUCGGAAAACACUUCGAUGUCUGCGGCGGCCGCAUAUAUUGCUUCCCGACUGUCCAGUACGACCUCCGCGGUGUUGGCAGUGCAUUCUGACAUGGACCUAUUCACAUGGGCCAUACAGCACAGUAUGUUUAGGCAGUAGAAUAAUUCGCAGCGACGAAGUCAAAAGUCAACUCUACUCAGGAGGGACUAUAUGUAUAAUUUGUGUCAACAACAGGAUUGAAACCUGUCGAAAUAUAAUUGGAACAGCACAUGAACUCAGUUACAACAGAAUAAUGACACCAACUCUGAAAGUUUUUCGUUUGUGUUCCGAUGGUGAAGUAAGCGAAGCAAAUCGUACCGUACCAGAAACGGUACGAUACGGCAUGUUUGGGACGAAGAUUCAUAAGACUUAGUUUUUCUUUGAUUAAUUCGAUUCGUUCCCAAUCGGUGAGAGCAGAUUCCGGACGAAUUCGAAGAAUACCUGUACAUUAUUUAACAUUUUACUACCUGUGUUCUCUCGACUUCCAUGAUCAUUAAUGAUACGUAAUGGACCGUACUCGUACCUUAUCGUACUGAAAAACGAAACACACAAGCGAUGGUGAAUUGACCGAACAUCCACCAACUGUAACGAUGACUUCCAGAAUCAUCACUCGUCAGAUUACCAGCGCAAAGCACGAGACGAAAGCAAAGACCUUAUCGAAACUAUCAACUACAGUCGCGUCACCAUGUCAUACUGAACCACUUUCGUUGAAUAAAAAUGUUUUGCUAAUAAAUGUACAACAGCUCACGGCUGACGGUUCGAUCCUUGUUUCCUUCCGGUUUUAUCAAAAAGAUAAUUGAAUGCAAUUCAUUCGCUUACGUCUUCGAUUAGGAUGAUCCACCUGCUACAAUAUUCUCUGUGAUUGCAUCAUAAUCAUUCUUGUCUUCAACGAUAGAAGGGGUAGCAUCUACUUCGGCUUCUUUCUUCGACCGUGCCAUGCUACUCGAUCUAUGGCUCGUGUCUUUCUCCACUCGUUGAGGGUAAGCCAACGCGAACAACAAAUCCAAAUGCUUUCCGGAUUGUUGAGAAAGCUGACCGGGUGGAGGCAUCGAACGCAUGACACUUUCUCUGGUACGUCGAGAAAUACUUCUGGUCACAACGCCAGUAACACCAUCGGUGACACGAACAGCACCGUCGUUGCUUCCAAUUGAGCGAUCGUCCAGACAAGCAUCGUCAUCGUUUUCUUUGCUUCCGGAUUGGCCAGUGCGGCGAACUGCUCUCAACAGACGUCGAUUCCACUUGUUCACAACCUUCAUCGAGAUCAUUGAUCUGCCCAAACGAAAUUGAACAGAUUGUGAUGGAGACAAUUCAAGAGGCCGUCUCAAAUACAAAUAUGAACCAUUGGAAGAACCAGCAUCAGUAAAAACAAAUUCUCCGUUUUUGAAUCGAAUGGAAGCGUGUCGAGCAGACACGGUGCGGUAAUCCAACACCAUGUCAGAUCCAGAAGAACGCCCCAAAAGGAGUGGACGUGUCGCAUUUUUCUUAUCUGCUUUCAUUAGAGUGCUAAAAGAAAGCUGGAAGCGAGUGUUGAACAAACGCUGUGCCAUCUCGUGUUUAGUUGCAACAAGCAACGAAACGUAUGGAGGUUCGAGCGAGGACUUGAACAACUUCAUCUGUCGACCAUCUUUCAGUUUGAAGUCAGAUUUGAAAGUACUCUUGCAAACAGAGCACGUCGCAUCCACAGACGAAAGAAAGCAGAUCUGGUUGUCUGCCUCGGCAGUAUGCCAUUUUCGCAAGCAUUCAACGUGCACAUGUGCUGUAUCUCCGAUACAUUUACACGGAGUAAUUAGUGGGUUUUCAUCCGUAUCUUCGUCAUCAAAACACAUGUAGCAAACUGGUUUGUCACCAUCAGUAUUGGAGCGACCGUUGGCGAUGUCCACACCUCCGUCAAGCGAGUCAUCCGAGUUUUCUGUGCAAAAAAUGAACGAUGAAGAUUCUAGGGUCAGAAGCAUCUCAGGAUCAUUAACGAGGAGCUCAAUCUUCGAUUGAAAUGUUGAUCGCAAUACUUGUACUCACCACCAUCGGUUUCUGCCAAAUCCUGAAACCCUGUAUUGUUGUUUGUUGUGUCUUUCAUGAUCUUUUGAAUUUUUUCCUCGCUCAACACACGAUUUUCCUCUCCGUUGUGGGUCUCGAUAACAACCACACCUACAGAACCCACGCGAAGGAAGUCUCCUACCUGAAGGGUGUGCGGGGCGGGCGGAUGUUUGCGAUCUCCAAGCAGUCGGCAGGUUCCGGAAUGGCGAGAGAAUGCUUCCGGGGCUGGAACCACCCAAAAACUUUUUGCAUGAGUCGUCACCAAAAGCUGGCAGGCUCGAGUAUCGGACAAUUCGUAUCGCUGGAGUUUGCGUCCCACCUGCGAUCCGUAUUCGGUGCCCAAAUCAAUCGUGGUCGCAUUGCGACUUCUGUUUGAACCCUGGAUGAUCACACCCUGUUCCGUAAGGUUGUUGCGUGAGAAAAAUUGGAACGAACCAUUUCGCAGUAGCAAACAAAACAGAACGAAGACAACGAAAUACACAAGGUCAGAGAUCUCUUCUUCGUGUUUUUUUCCUUUCUGAACUCAGCUUGUUUUGGAUAAGUUUCUUCGGCGACAACGGAACUCUAGCACCCUGAAACAUACCUCUGGUUUGAUCGUAAAUGUUGUGAACUUUUUCUUUCCACUUCCUUGGCUAUUGUUGCAAGGGUAAACACGGACCUCCACUUGCGUGUCCAGGCGUGAGUUGAUUUCGGAAGCCGGGUUGAUGCAUCGGGCAGGGAGGGAAAGUUCCGAACUACUCGCAUCUCGCUGUUUCUCUCUCCCUCUUGGUGUGUUGGUAUCUCCAUCGACACCCUUCAUUGCUUUCGCGGCAUCGCUGCUGCUCGAGGUUCUGCCACUCGAAAACGCCCGAAAUCCUUCUCCCGCAGUAGGCGUUGGAGUGUUUCCUGUUCCGCUCAUCACAGAUUGUUAAAUUUAUGUUU
Messenger RNA from Pseudo-nitzschia multistriata, 4245 nucleotides. NCBI's taxonomy places the organism in Eukaryota, Bacillariophyta, Bacillariophyceae, Bacillariales, Bacillariaceae. The record is from the annotation of a GenBank genome assembly.